Microsporum canis CBS 113480 is the source of this 723-nucleotide messenger RNA. Its product is annotated as DlpA domain-containing protein. The transcript is spliced from 5 exons. Bases 1 to 723 code for a protein of 240 amino acids. Lineage: Eukaryota; Fungi; Ascomycota; Eurotiomycetes; Onygenales; Arthrodermataceae. The record is from RefSeq and is a predicted model, not a curated record.
AUGACAAAGACGGACGAAGAGAUAUUCUCGACUUUGCGGGAGUAUUCAGCUUGCGAUGUGUCAGAUGCCCUGCUGAAGCUCGAGAAAGCCCCUAAAGGUGCUACUAAAUAUGCUGGAUUUAUAGCAGACCUCGUACCAUUUUCUCCUUCCGAUAAGGAUACUGAGAAACUGCCAAAGAUAAUUGGGUAUGCGUCAACUGUCAAGUUUAUACCCAAAGAUGACCCAUUGCCUGCCGAGUCUCAGGAUGAAAGGCAUGGAUUCCCGUCUGGGACGCACUGGGUAGAUCAUAUAGACGCAGAUACCGUCAUCCUACUUGACCAGCCCGUGGGUCAGAGGUGUGCGGUCGUAGGGGGGAUUCUGGCCUCCCGAAUGAAGGUGAAAGGCGCAAAAGGCGCAAUAGUCAACGGCCGGGUGAGAGAUCUGGCUGAACUGCGCAACCUACAGUUUCCGGUAUGGGCUCGGGGCACAUCAACGGUAGGAGCAGGUGCUGAGGCCAAAGCUGCUCUCCGUAAUGUGCCAAUUUCGAUUCAAGGAGUGACUAUCUCCCCGGGAGACAUCCUAUUCUGUGAUCCGCUAGAGGGGGUCGUAGUCAUACCAAAUGGGUUGAUUGAUGAUGUCCUCGAAUUGAUGCCAAAGCUAGUUGCUGCAGAUGAGAAGGCAAAGAUGGACGUGUUGAAUGGAUCAACGGUCUUUGAAGCCUUUAAAAAGCACAGAAGCGGAUAG